Molecule: messenger RNA, 1265 nt
Organism: Acaulospora colombiana
Lineage: Eukaryota; Fungi; Glomeromycota; Glomeromycetes; Diversisporales; Acaulosporaceae
Source: the annotation of a GenBank genome assembly
AUGUUUGCCCAAUCCGCCAUUGUCAAUCCUAUCCCCGCAAACGACAGAGCCGCCAAGGCUCUCAUCCCCAAAGCUACCAUCGACGACGUUCUCAGUUGGAGUGGAUGGGACGAAGGCGAGUCUGCACUCUCUAGGUUGACCGAAUGGGUUGGUGGUCUCAAAGCUGAAGGAGGUGGUGACUAUCCUGAAGCCGCCAAGACAGCCUUGAGAAGAGUGCUGGAUAUCGUGGAAGCUGAGCGUGCAGACGGUACUACAAAGGAAGAAGGGGAGACGCUAGUGCUCUGGUACACCGACUCUCCACCGCACCAUAGGUCUCACCGUAGUGUCAAUCGAUUACUCGAAAUCGCCGCGCAUGGACCACCUUCCAAUGAACCCGUCGAUACCUCUCCUUUCGGACUCAACAAACCCACGCCCAUGCCCCCAGACACACCCACCGACAAAUGCCUCGACUGGUUCCAUCUUUCGGUCCAGUCCGCUGCUGCAAAUCUAAAGGUCUACACCAUCUUACCUCCUUCAAUGCCCGAUGCCGACGCAGCUUUUUGGGUGUUGUUAGGCCGGAUCACGCGUGGCUCUACCUUUGUCAUCGGUGGGCCCGUAAAAGAACAGGCCGAAGAAAAAGUGGAGAUUGUAUUCACAACGAGUGGCGGUGGAAAGUUUAUACGAGCCGUCACCGACCUCAGCAUGACUAUCGUGACAGAACACCUGGGGAUUGGCUACGUUGGGUACAUGAGUAAAUCAAAGGCGAAAGGCAAACAGAAAGAGGCGGCUGAUUCGGGCGAUACUGCAAAAUCUGAAUCUGCCAUCCGAAUGCUCUACUAUUACUACGACCCCUUGGAUCACAUCCCAGACCUCAAGGCCGCUGAACCAGCAACAUCAUCUAGUCCAGCUAAAGAAAAGAAAGAAGUCGAUGCACCUCCUGGGAUCAUUACAAACGAAGAUGCUGGUUCACAGGGCUUCCUGCCACCACCGUGGAGAGGCGCAAAUCCUGACAGAAGCGGCACGCCAUUGAACGCCAUUUUACGAAUUGGGGUUACGGAUGAAGAAGUGUGUCAGGCCCUGGUCGGCAAAGAGCAGAUGCUCAAUUCAAGACAACUGCCUUCUGAGGAUUCUGUCUCUCGAGAAGGGGAUGCGUACGCCCAAAAAUAUGAGGGGGAGACGGAUGCCUUCCGCGAAAAAGUAGAGACACUGCUCAGGGGGGUUGUGACUGCAGAUAUUGAAGCCGUCCCUAGCUUCUGGAUUUUCUCGGAUAUUUGGAAAGCAGGUCA